UUUGGUGAUACAUAUCUGCAAGACGCUGCAAUCGAAUUUUAUUCACAUGAAUAACUUCAGUUUUUUGUUGGGUUUUUUAUGUAUUUGUGUGGCGAAAACAAUGCAAGAAUUAAAUGUUGAGGAAAAUGAUCCUUGCAGAAGACCCUGCGAAAGAGGAUUCGAACCAUUGGUGUGUCAUUAUAAGUUCGAAAUCGAAUGGUAUUCCACGUUGGCCGAAGCUUGUAGAAACUGCCCGUUCAACGUUACGGAUUGCUUCAGACCGGGAUGCAUUCCUGGAGACGGAAAUAGAAGGAAAAUCGUUACCAUCAAUAAAAUGCUGCCCGGUCCGUCAAUAGAGGUCUGCCAAAAUGACACUGUUGUAGUGGAUGUUAUUAACAAAUUGGAGAACGAAGCAACUACCAUACAUUGGCAUGGCCAACUACAAAGGGCCUAUCCCUACAUGGACGGAGUGCCCUACGUCACUCAAUGUCCAAUAGAACCGUACACCUCCUUCAGGUACACGUUCAAGGCCACCCAAGCGGGUACCCAUUUCUGGCAUUCGCAUAUGGGCAUGCAAAGAGUCGACGGGGCCUUCGGUCCUUUGAUUGUACGCGUUCCUAAAGAAAAAGACUACCACAGCGACCUGUACGAUUUCGAUUUGUCGUCGCACACGCUGAUCAUCAGCGAUUGGGAGACCAAAAUCGGUGAAAUCGUUCUCCUCUCUCAUUUCUACUCCCAAGAGGAAACCUCUCCAGCUAGCCUACUGGUCAACGGCAUAGGUCGACACAAGACGUUUUACAAUGGUCGCAACAAGACCUUUGUACCCACUGCUCGAUUCGAUGUACAAAAGGGUUUUCGGUAUCGCUUUAGAGUAAUAAACAGUGGUUCCCUAAAUUGUCCAGUCGAAUUAACGGUGGUCAAACACGACAUCAUAAUUAUAAGCACUGAUGGUCAGGAUAUCAAACCAAUUAAAGCUAGUUCAUUGAUAAUGUAUGCGGGAGAGAGAUACGACUUUAUCUUGCACGCAAAUCAAAAGAGAGAUCUAUACUGGAUUAAGUUUAGAGGUCUUUUAAACUGCAAUACAAUUUACACGUCGGUAUUCCAAGUAGCUGUGCUGGAAUAUGCAGGUAUCAAUGCCGAACCAAAUAGUUACCCAUCUAAGGUGUUCUUCGGAUUUCCUCCCAGGAAUGGAAUCCAAGUAAAUCCUUUAAACGAAGGAAACGAAAGCAAUAACACCGUAGUGCCGGUGUCUCGUAUGGAAGCCAUCGAUGAUUGGAACGAGAGCUUGCAACUCAUCCCAGACUUUCAAUAUUACAUCGGUUUCGAUUUUAACAACAUUAGUUUGAGAAAGUUUCAGUGGCCACACAAAUCAAAUUUCAAAGUUAAAAAUCCCGUGAAAAUACCGCAAUUCAACCACAUUUCCUUCUUGAACCCCUCGAUUCCGCUGCUACCCCAAAGGGAUCAGUUGGAUGGCGAAAUCUUUUGCAACGACGAAAACCACCAAGAACAAAAUUGUUCUAAUGUACAAUGUCAAUGCGUACACGGUAUAAAAAUACCUUUAGGAGCAGUAGUGGAGCUGAUCUUCGUGGACGAGGGUUACACGUACGAUGGAGGUCACCCCAUCCAUCUGCACGGCUACGCUUUUAGGGUGAUCUCCAUGGAAAGACUGGGCAGUAGCGUUUCGGUGGAACAAGUAAAGAAGCGGGAUGAACAGGGCCUCAUCUAUCGAAAUCUGUACAACGCCCCUCUGAAGGAUACGGUUUCAGUACCCGACGGGGGGUACACUAUCGUAAGAUUCGUGGCGAAUAAUCCAGGUUAUUGGGUUCUACAUUGCCACAUAGAAAUCCACUUGGCUUUAGGGAUGACGAUGAUCUUGCAAGUGGGCGAGAAGAAGGAAAUGGUGCCGGUUCCGCGGGAUUUUCCUAGAUGUUAUCAAAGCGAACCCGAGUUUACCGUUAAUUUGGAUAGUUAUAAUGCAUCAGAGAACAGUGGAAGUUGGGUGACUAUCCAGACUAAAUUUGUUAUUGUGAUGUUGCUGUUGGUGUUAUAUGUGAUAUUUUGAUUAAAAAAAAGACAGUUUUUCUUGAUUAAUCUGGCGGAGAAAGGGCUAAUGUUAGUGGUCGAACAUUUAUCUCGUUGUUUUUUAGUUGUAAAUAUCGAGUUUUGUCAUUCGAGUAAUUUUCGAUUAUUUUAGCUUCACGUCAUAAGGUGAAUGUGUGCAAAACUGAUGUGAAUGUGCAAAUAAUUAUUUAAGAAAACAGCGAUAGUUAUCAAUUUUAUUGUUACUAAUUUAUUUUUAUAAGAGCCCUAACUGAAAAGGUACCCGAGCAGAAUCAGAAAUCGAUUGUAGAAAAUAUAUUACUGUUUCGGUCUUCCUCAAAAAAUAUUUUCGAAAAGGACAUUAUUAAUAUAGUUGAUAAAAAGAUUGGAAGGAUAAUAAAUAAUAUAUUUUGUACCAUCUUCUAGUGUGAAUCUCUAGAAGAAUUCUUAUUUUCUCUGUAAAAAUGUGUACAGUAAAUUGUAAAUAUCUAUAUUAUAAUUUUAUUUUAUUUCUAAAUUCGUUUAAAUUCUUCGAGUUUGUCGAUUUUCGGAAAAAAAUUUCAACAGUGGAUGAGAACAGAAACCCACAAUAGCUUUCGCGAAGUAAA
Molecule: messenger RNA, 2627 nt
Organism: Phyllotreta striolata
Lineage: Eukaryota; Metazoa; Arthropoda; Insecta; Coleoptera; Chrysomelidae
Source: the annotation of a GenBank genome assembly